Messenger RNA from Diabrotica virgifera virgifera (western corn rootworm), 14579 nucleotides. RefSeq lists its product as uncharacterized. The coding region runs from base 383 to 4081 and encodes 1232 amino acids. The record is from RefSeq and is a predicted model, not a curated record. Lineage: Eukaryota; Metazoa; Arthropoda; Insecta; Coleoptera; Chrysomelidae. The transcript has 8 exons.
GCCACGGUAGUGGAAAACGCGUCUCAUUUUAGUCAAUAAUGUUACAUAGCGCGGGGAUUUGGAUUAUGUAACUACCGUUGUAAGACUCAUGCUGUAACUUCCGAGCGAUAUGUGAGUUUCUUGUGAUAAAAAAUUAAAGUACACGCGGGACAGCCGGCGAAUUUGAAAAUUUUGGAACUGGUGGAUAAUUUUUGGGAAUUUAUUUGAAUUGGACGCUCUAAAUUUUUUCUGUUUUUAUUUUUAUUUGGUAACGUUUAUUAUUUUCGGUUUACUUUGUGUCACAAUGAAGGUGCGGGUUUUUUAAGACGGGAAAAUAAGAAAAACGGACUGUCGGAUCUGAUGAAAGGUGGGGGAUUUUUUGGAAAAGGAGUGCUUUGAGAAAAUGGGAAAGAAGGCCAGGAAAACUAGAUGGAGAACAUUGGAAAUUACCGAUGAACACAGCGACAGCGAAGAAUCAAACAUUACCACAUCACCGAGGUUACCGAAGACAUUUCAGCAGAAAUCUUACUACAACAAAUUACCUUAUUCUAGUCAAUCGACCCCGCGCCGAAAGUACCAACAUGAGAGUACCAAAUCCACCCGAAGCAGCAGUACGGCUAGCGAAAACAAAAUUACAUUUAAUGAAGAUGAGUAUACUAAAAUCACGACUCCUCGACAAGAUGUUCUAUUUAAGAAGGGUUACCUGAACAAACCUAGAAACUACCAGACGCAGACGUCAACUGGUACUUCCACGACAUCAACGGGUAAUUCCACGGGGAACGGUACUCCCGAUCACCAAUCAACAGAUUUAGAAUACGACUCGCAAUUCGUCUUCCCGAACGGUUUUGUAGAUCAAAAUGGAAUCUACUAUGUAAAUAGUUUUGAACCAUAUCCUUUAAUGUUAUAUAAUCCUCCCACGUACUAUACGGAAUUUUCAAAUUCGAAAUCGAAGAGAUAUAGCACUGGUUCAUUGACGGAAUCAACAAGUCCGAACAAUGAAGAGGCCACCAGCCAAGACUUAAGUGGUGGUGAAGCGUCGAACAAUGUGUCGGAUUACAGCGGAAAUCACAACGUUUACAACAUGGUCUAUCCUGGUUAUUAUGUUAAUGGAAUAUGUCCACCUCAAGAAAUUGAAGUACGCGAAUAUCCAACGGAUCAAACUCGAAAAAUUAAGAAGCGCAGGCGCCGAAAGACCUCGAAAUCUCAAACAAAUAACCAGGACAGCACUGAAUGUAGCGAAGACGAAGAUCCGGAACCUACACAACCCAAACCUACAGAAAAACCUGCGAUAAAACCUGUAGAACCUGAAGAAAAACAGACAAAUACAUCCAUAGAAGCAGCCACCGCAAACCCAGAACCGAAACCCGAUUCCAUAGAAAGUACAACGGAGGAAACGCCCAAAAUGAACCAUCAUGCGGAGGAAAAACCUAUAGAAAGCGAAAAAACCGAUAACUCAGAACCUGUAAUUAUUGUGAACGGGACUCCUGAAGAAGUUAAAAUUUGUACAGAGAACCUAAAAUCCACAAAGUACGAUUUGAAACCAGAUGCCGAAGAAUUCGUACCACGAGCCUUCAGAACGCCAGAAAUACCUCUAAGUCCAGUACAAUUCAUCAAAGUACCUCCAAACUUUAUGCCUAUACCGGUGGUGCCAUUCAACGGCCAAAUCAACCCAGCAUUUAUUCCUCCAGGAGGCAUACCGAUCAACUUCCUACCUCCAGAUCCAAAGAUGUUUCCAAACUUUAUCAAUUUCGUUCCUACGCCACCAAGAAGUGAAGAGGCUACCGAAAAGAACAAAGAAGCUAAAGAGGUUACAGCAAAUCACCAAAAUACCUGUGUUAUCCAUCACUGUACUAACAUUGCCAAAUCCGAAAUUCCUCUAAAAGCCGAAAAAAUUGUAGAGAAAAGUACUCCAGGAAAAACCAUUGAUAUCGCCACAAUCGUCUCGAAACUGGAAGAAGCAGCAAAAGAACAGGAAGAAGACGAAGAUAAAAGUAAAGUUACUGAAGCAGAACAAAUCACGAAGAAGAGAAUAUUUAAAAAUAACCAAAAAUACCGAUCUAAUUUUAAGAGAAACUAUUACAACAGUCCUAGAAGUUCGCCUCAAAGGCAAAAUGGUGAUAUAACGAUAUGCAACGGUAUCGAAACUAACGAAAAUAAACAUAUCGCAAUCGACAACCAAAUCGAAGAAAAGCUUGAUCCUAAAUUUAUCAGGGAGAGUCCGGAAAGGUUCAGAAAAAAUUGGAAAAACUACCAAAAUAACAACAAUAAAUGGCAUCAAAAUGGAACACCUAGAAGCCCGAAAUAUAGCCAAAGGGUUCCAGUGAACGGAGAAUUGAAACAGAACUUAAAACAAGCACCUGAAACAAUCAAGACUGUUGAAAAUCCUAAGAAAACUGAAUCUCCAAAUAAACCUCCCCUCAAUUCACCGGCUAAAACAAACCAGCCGAAAAUUCCAGAUCAAUGGAUUUCUGUAUCCAGUCGAAAAAAACGGAAGAACAAAAACGCAGAAACUGAAACAGAAGACUACGAUUUUGUGGUUGAAGAUGCCACACCGAUAGAAGAAGAUAAAGACGAUCAAUUCCAGAGCUACGACGUGAAUUUGCUCGUUGAUGUCGUUCCUCCAAGUCAAACAGAAGAUAUCCCUUCAGAACGAUUGGAAGAAACUCUGACGGUUGAAAUAACCGAAGGGAAAAUUGAAGAAAUCAUUAGCAAUAUAGCACAAACAGAAUCAAACAGUAUUCAGAACAACAGUCUAGUACCAGAUAUUAGAUCUGUUACAGAUAUUGAAAGCGAAAUUAUCAAUAAAGAAGAAACAUUACCGGAAGAAACUCAAGAAGUAACGGCAGACGUAGUAGUAGACAACGAUAUAACUCUUAUUACUACUGUUAAACCUGAGACUGAACCUAUUGAUAAUGUAGCUGAAGACGUUAAAACGUUAAAGAAGAAAUCUAAGAAGAAUUCCCAAAAAUCUCAAACCAAAAGAGUGAUAAUUACUGAUAUAGACUUGUCUAAUAAGUGUGAAGAACCAAAAACGCCAGUUAAGAAGGUUGUGAAGAAGGUUGAUAAAGCUAAAGAUGCUCCAGAGAUCAAAAUCGAAACAGUUGAGCCUAUUGUGAUGAAACCCGUGCCUUCAGAUGAAACGGACGAUAAGAAGAUUAAAAAGAAAAAGAAGAAGACUCCGAAGACUGUGACUGAUUCAAGUUUAUCCAGUUCGACGACUACUUUAAGUGUGGCUGAAGAUGCGUAUGAUAUUUUAUUGGAUGCGAAUUUAUCGAUAGAGUCCGACAAAACGAACGACGAGAUAUCAGUAGAGCUUGAUAAGAUGAUCCAGAAGGGAAUGUACAGUAACCUAGAGGGUAAGAUGAGAUCCCUCAAUAUUGCCGAGGAAGAUGGUUUCUUCAAGUCAGUGUUCAGUAAGAUACCGAUAAGUGGGAGAACAGAGGCCACUGGUUUUUUGAAAACGCCGGACUUUACCAAAAUCCCUCUGUACAAAGCGGACUCGGUAAGUGACGAACAAUUAUUAGAAAGUAAACAAACUAAUGAACAAUUACCUGCUUCAGAAUCACCAGACGUUUUUCUAGAUCGUCCCCAAGAGAAGCCCGAAGAACAGAAAAGUCUCUACCCCAUCACGGAGGCUGUGAAAGAGUGGAUGGUCCGGACGCGGGAAACCACGCCUGAAGUCGAAAUUUUCAAAAGCCCGAUGACGAUAUACAAAGAGUUUUGCGAUAACAGUGACACUAACAGUGACACGGAAGUGUGCGGGAACUUACUGUCCAAUGAACUAAGUGCUAGUGCCGAUGACGAAGAAGAAGAAGAGGUCACUCUCUUCACUACGGAAGAUACCAAAUCCAGAGAGGGAAGCAGCGAGGAUCUUCUCGAAUACUGGGAAGAUUUGAAGCCAGAAGAUACGCACACGGAAGAAGUGAUGGAUGAGAAAGUGGAGAACGCGGACGAAGAACAAGGCUUGGAAGUUUAUGAAAGCAAGUACGGGAAAAACGAAGAUUUCUUGAAUCUCCAAAAGGAAGCUAGGGAAAAAGCGAAAGCGACAUUCCCGAGACAUGGAAACCUGCCUUACCGAGCUGUCUGUUGUAAUUUAAUGUGAUCUUUGACAGUUUUUGCUAAACGAGAAUAACAAGAUUAAUCAGUUCUCUACGCAUUUUAUUCUCUUGGUUUUUUACUGAGAUUUUGCUGAUUUUGUUUAAUUUAUUUCUUCAUAUUACAUUUAAAAUCAUCCAGAGCAUACAAUUCGACGAUAUAUCCUUGCAUUUUCUUACACUAAGAUUGAAAAAGAACGAUUAUAUAAAUAAAAUGUUCCAAAAUUCUGUUUUUCGAACAUCCUCCUAUUUGUCCAAUAUAUACUUAUCACCCUCAAACGUUUGAACACAUAAAACCUUAAAUAUUUGUUACACAACUCAAUAAUACAAGCAUUUCUUCCAAUAUUCCCGUUUAGCUACUAACUAUCAAUACUUAUUGCUACAUUAUUAGCACUCAAACUGUAUGUACUGUCUCUAGUAAGUUUUAUUUAAAAAUAUGUGUACAGUAUUUUGACCUAAGUACAUUGAAAUUUGUUUUCGCAAUAUGUGAAAAAGAUGUUAAAACUUAUGGUAGGUUGAUUUUGUUGCAGAAAUUGCUAUUAAUUUUUAGUUGUUUGCAAAAUUAUACUAGGAAGGUCCAAUCUCUUCUGAAAUGCCAUAUAACCUACAUUAUCUCUUCGAGGUGGGUGUAGGAAGGACCUACCCAAAAUAGUCUAACCUAUUUUAUAUCAUUUUGUCCAUCCAUUUCCUGGAUUGGUGAAUUUUCAAAAGCUGAUGAAAGAUAGUGGACUCCGAUCAAUUAGUAAACAGAGGAACUGAGUGACUGAGUGAAUCUGAGAUCUGCAAUAAGUCAGGCGCCAUGAGGAUGAACUAGUUGACCUGCCAGGUUUCUCCAGCUUUUAUCCCUGUUACAGGCAUGUCAUUGCCUCUGUAUCUGUAUCUGCAGAGUAUGGAGGGCAAGUUAAGUCCACACAAUUGACCAAUUGACCCAUUGUUCCUCCUCCCAUGGAGCUGUCGUCCUUAACUCAUUGCCCAUCCUGCCAUUUCCAGGAAGGAAACAAAGUGGACAAGUCACCAGAGGACAUCUCCCUUAUAUGGGCAGGUGAGUCCAAGGCUCGAACUCUCGUAUUGACGAUAACUCCGGAUAUUCAUAAGUAUAGGACAAGCUUGACAGUUUCGUCUUCUGUUCACACUUCUUUCAUAGAAGUGUUUCUACUAGCCCCAGAGUGUGAAGGUAGGUACUUCUUUGACUGACUUUUCAAGGUUCCUUAGUGUUAACUUGACAAGUCUACAUCCUUGCUCUUCUUUCCAGAAGAUCACCAGGUCCGAAGAGUCUUACACUUGCCGCCUUCCUAGCCAGUUGGUCAGUAAUGCGGUUGCCUUUAUUUGCGUUGUGUCCUUUAACCUACCUCAGGAUGAUGUUAUAACCAUCCGAAACGUGAGUUAGUGACUCAUUACACUCCAUUGCUAACCCCCAUGUGACCCUUGGUCUAUUCAAGGUUAGUGCACACCAUUUUACUUUAAAACUAUUUGAUAUUUUAAAGAAAAUAAUCUUUAAUGUUCUAAGACUUUCAGCAAUGGUUGUAAAAGGGUAGUGUUACAGAAAAAUCUUAUCAAGAGAAAAAUAUGUUUAAAAAAAAGUUUAAAACAUAGUUUUUUCUCUGUGUCAAGAAGCAACAACAAAAUCAACGGCUAUCAUGGAGUUUAAAAUAAACUAUUGUAGUAAUAUUCUAAGAGCAGUCAAUUUCCAUUGUGAUUUAAACUUGUUAUGCGACAAUUUUAUAUUGGUCCGAUUCCUACACUGCUUAGGAACAAUUUUUAAAAAAAUAUUGUCAACUCAACAAUAGAAAUAAGUCUGCGACUAAGAAUAUUACCAUUUCAUUCAAUAUUUUACAGAAAUAUCCGUAUAUCCUAAAGAUGGUUAUGUACAAGUUCACUCUAGAUGCAAUAAAUAUUAUCAGGUACCAAAAUAUUUAUAAUACACGCUGACCAGUUAAGAAUUUUGUUAACAAAUAAAUAUUUUAUUGUUACUGUAUAUUGUGAAUAACUACAGAUAGUAAAUUGCACUACAAAAAUAAGAAGGUUCGGUGUUGUUAAAGAUAUAAUAUCAAAGUAACUUAAGAUUGUUCCACAUUACUAAUUUCUGUGUUUUAUAUAGUUAUUCGCUAAUAUGUUUUACUUCGAUGAAUAUUCCUCCAAAAAUAAGUAACGCUUAACUAGAAACUGAAACAAAUUCUAGAUUUUAAAAUAUCCUAAAAAUUUUCAUUGUUGAUCAUGACGGAUUUAUACGUCUAUAUAUCCACUAUAUUAUUGAUUUAUCGAUCAUGACGGAUAUAUACGUCUAUAUAUACCGAUUAUAUUACGUCCUUCUCGCCGGAUUUAUACGUCUGUAUACCAACUAUAUUUUAUAUUAUUAGUCGUGAUUGUAUAAUUCAACUGGACUAAUUUCUCCAUAUUAUGAUGUUCUAUUAAAUUCGAGAGUUUAUAAGCACCAUGACAAAAAGAUAGCCAAUAUAGUUAUUGACAUAGAGUUUACCAAAACGUAAAUUAUUGAUUUGAUAUUUAUUUUAAGAUCUUAAAUAUCAAAUACCUCAUUGUCGGCCAUGACGGAUUUUUACGUAUCUACAUAUUUCAAUUUCACUUGAACACAAUGGUUACAUUAAUCGUUGUACCUAUUUUUCUAUAUAAUGUUAAAUCUCGACGAAACUUUGCAUUGUCUUGACGUAUUUAUUUCAAUUAUACUCUUAUCAUGACGGUUAUAUUGGUCUUAAAUCGAUUUUUCUAUAUGAUGGUAGAUUUUCUCUCAAAUUUGACUUUACCUCCGAAAAGAUUAUCGAAAAACUAUCUUCUUCUUAGAUUUCAUUAAAACGUAAGUAUUCUAGAUUCGAUAAUUAUUGUUUUAAGAUUGAAAUUUUGAACCACGAAAACCACAUUGUCGACGAUGGCGGAUUUAUACGUCUAUAUUUAAAUUACAUUUUGAAAAAGACGGUUAUAUCAGUGGUUGGAAGUAUCCAUUCAUAUGAUGUCCAGAUUUUCUCUCGAAUAACAAUAAAUAAUAAUAAACAAAUAAGAAAAAGAAAAAAAGUAUAAGAGUUGGACAAAUGUGAAGUAAAAGAUCUUGAACGAAAAUUUGAAAGUCGUGCAAUCCGACAAAAGAAUCAAAAUUGAAUAAGGAUAUAUGUUGAUAACCAUAAGAACAAGAAAAAAGAUAGGAAAGAAUAAGAUAGUGAAUACUAGAAUGAAAAAUAGGUAGAAUAACUUGAUAAGGAAGACAUAGAGAUUAGUAAUGUGCUAAUGUGACACAUUAUGUUAUACUUAUUUGUAUAUAUGAUUAUAACAAAUCCUGCUCAGGUACCUGUAUCUUAUAAAAUUGAUCAACAGUCCCGAAAUGUUCAAUAAUACAAUAUUUUUGAACUAAAACUAAGUGUGCGCUAAAAUGUAGGUAUCCUACAAUCAGAAAUUUUGUUUGUAUUUUUGAAUUAACGUUAAGAUAGAUGAAAAAUAAUGGCUUUUGAUGACAUAAUCUGCAGAUAUAGACACCUACAUAACAUCUACUUAAACAAUUAUUGUGAAUAAUGCUAUUUAUUAUUAGAAAUAACGAUUUUAUAUUUUUUUCAACAAAACUGUACAGGCAUAUACAAUAGUAUGCACAUUGUUCGCUUUUAUCAGUAAUGAAUCGCAUGUCAUACGUUAUAUGUCACAUAUGUCAUCAGUCAUUUAUUAUACGUCAUCUGUCAAGUUAUAUUUUGACAUUUUGGCAUACACUUAUUGAUCCGACGACCAAAUGAAGACAUUAAUUGUACUUAAAAUAUAGAUUUCUCUGAGGCUGAUAAAAAGAUAUGUUUAAACAUACUGAAACAACUUAAAUAGUAGAUAAUAUGUAGACAGUCCAGUAAAAAAGUAAAAAUAUUUUUUGUAAAUAGUAGGUACUUUUUGAUUUACUUUUAAGCAUUUUCACGUAUACGCAUUUUAUAAUUUUUUUAAAUAAUAUUGGGCUGUACUAUGUUGAGAUUACUACAAAAUGUGAAAUUCUAAAUUCUUCCAAAUAUGUCCGUGCUAAGGACAAGAGUAUCUGUACGUUUAAAAAUUUUGUCCGUUGCUAUUUUAAAUGAUUAUUUUUAGGCAAAAUGUUACAAGAUAUGUAUAAUUACUUGACAUAUAGGAUGAUAAAUAUAUGAUUCGGUUUAAAGGGGAAUAUAAAGCAAAAAUGUGUUGAACAGAAGGGUGUAAUAAUAUUUUUGCACGGUUUUGGCUUGUUACUAUCGUUAUGUGAGUUUUUUGUACACUGCCGAAUAAAUAUAAUCCGAUGGAAAGAGUAUUUUCUCCUUCUUUAGCAAUCUCAGUUUCUGCAAUGUUAUGGUACAAUAUGCAUCACAGUAUACUUUGCUAUGUAAGAUUUAUAAAGUUAAGUUGUUAAGUAAAUUAGUUUUUUUACAAUUAUCGAGAGAUUUGUUUGCCAAAAUUCACGAUUUUGAUUUAUUUUCCUCUCUAAACCAUCGUCCCACCAAAAAGUAAAAUACCUUAAGCAAAACAUACAGCUGCGCCAAAAGAUAUUUACUUUUUCGGGACACCCGGUAUAAUGAUGGCGGCGAAAUGUUAUAGCAAUGAUUGGAAAAGGUGCUCAAAAUGUUGUUGUUGUUAAGAUAUAUAGGUAAAUGUUUAUAUCGAAAAGGCCUACGUCAUUGAGGAGACUGAGCGUUGCCAUAUUUUUGACGAGGCAGUCAAAAACCAAAACGAUGUAUACUUUUUGACCUCGUAUAGGCCGAUCCCUCUAAAAGCUGUUGGUAUGAAGUAUAACAGGUUUUUACGCAAGAAAAUAGCAUUUUAAAUAUUGAAAAUGUAAAAAACAUUAUUUUAGAAAUCACUUUUAUGAUAGGUAAUACGAUCUUUGACUCGUCUAGUCAUUUGGCCAAUAUAUUGUUUGUCACACUACCUAAAGAUCAACUUUUCAAACCAUACUUAAUAUGAUAUCUAAAGGUAUUAUAAGAAAGAUAGCUCGCAUUUUUAAAUAAACCUCUUUUUGUAUUGUAUUUUAUUCAGUUAUUAAUAUUUAUGCUCUAUCAACUAGUAUAUAGGUAUAUAACUAAAUAGUUGAUUUCGCAAAUGCCUUUUAGAAGAGAAAACCUGUACUUCCUACAAACAACUGUAAAUUUUGGAUCUGGCCUACUAACAAACUAUGUCGAGUAUAUGGUGCACGAUUUUUAUUGUAGGUACUUGUUUAAAACAUUGUUUUUUAUCGUUGAACUCGUUAUUGUUAUAAAAAUGUAACGAAUAUAGGUGGGAAUUCACCUUUAAAAUAUAUAUAGCGGUGCCACCUCUGCAUAAUUUUAAGCGUUAAUUAAGUUUAUCGAUUUUUUUGUUUUUUUAUUUUGUUUUUAUCUAUAGGAUAUGUCCAGCUCAGUUACAUGUUAUUUUCGUGACAAGACAUCUCGAAACGCAACCGUUCGUAACGCCGUAAUUUCAUAACGGCGACAGUCCGUAAUGGCGACAAUUCGUAACGGCGACAGUUCGUAACGGCAUAAUUCGUAACGUCAAAACUGAAUUAUUCUGUUUAUUUUUGUUAACAUGGAAACUAACUUUUAUUACAGUUACAAUUGAAAUUGCGUUUAUUAAUUUAACAAACCAGCAUCAGGAUAAAUAUUUUUAACAAAUUUCAUAUUUCGUGGAGAAAUAAAUUUUUAAAAUUAUAUCUUAAAAUAAAUAAUAUAAUCUAUAGAAUAAAUGUAAAUUGUAUUAAUUAUUAUAGUAAAUACAUUAUUAUUAAAUUGUUUUUAUUUGUUUCAUUAUUUUUCAGGCUAAAUUUUAACUUUAAAAUGACUCAAGAUAAUUUUUUUUUAAAUUCUUUAGUUGUCACAUUAACAAGAAUAUAAUAUUCAAAAAUAUGUGUGAAAUAUAUUUAAAAAACAAGUGGUCUUAAAAAAAGUACCAUUAAUGCGUUUUUGUAUAAAUUCAGUAAUACUCAAUUUUUUAAAAAACCUUAAAGUUGUCGUUACCAAUUAUGGCGUUACGAAUUAUGCUGUUACGAAUAUGUCUAGUUACGAACUGUCGCCAUUACGAACUGACAGCGUUACAAAUUUUCCGUUACCAGUUGUGCGGUUACGAACUGUCGCGUUACGAAAUGCCAUGGAACCGUUAUUUUGAGUAGAGUGCGAUUUUACCAAUCUUACCUGUAUCGCCCAAAAAUAUAAAUUUUAAUGUAAAAUAUGCCCUUAGCGUCAAUUUAAAUCAUUUUAGGCUAAUCUUGUAGAGGAGAAUUUUGCAAAUUUUAGUUUUUAGGGGUCUUCGUCGAGAUAUAUUAUUUUAUAGUUGCAGCUAUAGAAAUUAGGACAGGUUUUCUUUUUUGUUGAAUCCGCAGUUGACUUCUUUUAAAAUCUGUAAAAUAAUUAGUAAACGGCAUAUCACUAACAACAGGUCAAUAUGCAAAAUAAAAGAGAAUAAAUUUAGGACAAUACUCCAAAAUGUUGAAGGCAAUUUUCUAUCAAGGAUCGAAACAAGGAUUAGCUGAACGAAGAAGGGAAUUUGUUCGGAAGAGUUUUAAAAACAUUUUUGUGGCAUAUCUAUAUUAUUUACUCUAUUUCAUGGGAGUAAACCACAAUUAUUAUAGGAAAUAGGUAAAUUUUGUCAUUUAGGUAUGAGAACCCGAUCAACCAUAUAAACAGAAUUGAAAGGCAGCAAGAAGAAAAAGGAUCUUUAAAUAACAGCACAGGUACAUGCUUUCUUACUAAGAACAAAUAGAGAAGAAUUCCAAAAGGUCUUAGCGAGUAAGUUCAAAUCAGAUCCUCAUCAUAAUCAGAACCAAAUUGAGGACGUUAUCAAAAACACCAAUAAACACCUUCUUGAAGCCUGACUCAAGGUCGUAAAGAAAACAAGAACUAAAGAAGACAAAAUAAAAGUGACAAGACUAAAUAAAAUAAUUCGAAAAUAAUUAAAAUGUGACAUUAGGCGAGAACUUAAUAAAAAAAGUCAUAGAAAACAACAGAGGUUUAAAAUGUCUAAAACCAACACAGCAUGUUCAGAAAAUUAUCAAAAAUCGAGGCAAAUAUGAACAACUAGUCACACAGAAAGGGAAAUGGAAAUGACAAUAUUAGUUAUACGACUAUCAGAUAGAAAGAGUAAAUGACUGGGUAAAAUUAGAAACAAUAAUCGAGGAUAUCACAACAAAACUUACCAAACUCAAAUAGAGCUUCAUAGGCUACACUGUGAGCAAAAAAAACAAUGUGGGAACUUCACGAUACAACAUUGGAGAACUUACAAAGAUAGACAACCAAAACAAAGAUGCGAUGGGUAGAUAACAUAAAAAAUAACCGAAACAAAUUGCUCAGGACAGAUAUCGAUGGAAGGACCUGGAAGAGGCCUAUGUAUAAAAAUGGACGCCAAAAGACUGAGAAGAAAUAAAUAACAAAUGAAAGGAAGAAGAAGUGAAGCAGAAAUCUUGAAAAGAUUGAGAAGAACAGGAAAAGGACGAUGAUUUCUAUAGUCAUUUACUUUCACCAGAUUAAUUCGAUAGUCUUUCCACUUGUAGUAUUCUGACAAUACUCCUUUAUAAUCGAAACACAAUAGACUCAAACAAUUUGCUUAGUUCAGUAAAACGAUAUAAUCUUGAUAAAAGAAGAAUAAUGUAGUUGGUCGAACUUUGAAUCAAUUUUUUUACGCGUAUAAUGUUGUACGGUGAAAUAAAAGUAUAAUACAAUAGAUUUGAGUGCAAAAAGUAGACUGAUGUUUCUUUACGCACUGGAACAAGUGCCGAAUCUUUUAAAAUAUAAGUUAGGAUAUUUUUAUACCAAUAGGUAGCAAACAGCAGUUGUAGACUGUUAUGAAUAUUAAAGUUGUGAAAAGAAGGUAAAUAUGGCGGCAAACUUAGAGGUAGCUUAAAUUUGUUGGGCAUAUCACAAUAAAAUAGAUCUUUUUAUUAUCUUGAAAGAUAAACAAUAAGCUUUAAGUACUUAAGAAGGUGAUUUCUAUGUUGGUGACUAGAAUUAUCGUUUAGCGUAAAUUUUUUGGGAGAUGAGUCCUAGUUUUCUUCUAUUCUAUAAAACAGAUUUCCAAAAUGUUCUACAGCAUCUUAAUCAGAAAUUACCGGUUUUGAUCUAAAAGAGAGAUAUGUUUAGCUUUAUUUGUACUUAAUACUUCGGCGAUCUGAUCAAAUUAUCUUAUUGCAGACCCUUCUUCUACAUUCCCUGAUGAGUAUCUAAAUACUUUCUGUGUUUGGCCUCAUGACAUCUUUUAAUUGUGUUAUAAUAUUAUCAUCAUCAUCAGUGGCGUUAUAGCUCUUUAUGAGCCAAAUUCUUCUUCAGAACAAUCCUCCAUUCGCCCCUGUCUCUGGCAACUCUUCUCCAUGCUCUAAUUCCAAUAGAUUUCAAAUCAUUUUCUAGGUUGUCUUGGUACCUAGGUCUCGGUCUUCCUCUUGUUCGUUGUCCUGGUCCAUUGAAUUCAUAACAUUCUUCUCCAGUAGAAUAUCUCAGUGGAAUAUUUGGAAGUCUUCUUUGGAAAUAUAUCUUCAGGAUAUCUUCUUUGGAAAGAUAUAAAAGGCAGUAUUUACAAAACAGCCUCAGUCAAACACGACCUGAUACAGAGAGAACAAAAAGAUUGCUAGAAACAGCAGAGAUGGAAAACCUUAUAAAAAUGGAUGGUAAAACACCAUGGGACAGAGUUAAAAGUACAGAUAUACGACAGAUAUGCAAGGUGGAGAACAUUGAUAACUGGGUAAGAAGAAGAAGAGUAGAAUGUCACAAUCACAUAUGCCGAAUGACAACACAUAGAGCAGUAAAGAAGACGGACUGUUUCCCAAUAGCAUUGUCUCAUUAUUCAGAUUAAAUAUUGGGAAUGUCUAGUAUUCAGUUGACAUUUGACAAAUGACUACAACAGUUGACCAAUUCCAUUUAAAGGUAAAUUUUCCAAAACAAUAUUACGCGGAGUCCAAACCAUCGUCCAAACUUUGGUUUAGAGACAUAGCCUUUAACAAAAAGUAAUGAAGACAUAUUAAUAUGUUUUAAGAGGAAAGUACUAAGACCUUACGACUCGGUGAAUACAAUGGUGUGUGUAGCUGUACAAAAUGGCCCUGGAAUCAGAUAUCGUCAAAUACAUGAAAAUAUAACAGCUGAGAUGGGUAGCUCAUCAAUUAGGGGAAGUCUAGAUGUGGCACCAAUUGAUGCCAAAAUGAGAGAGCAUAGGUUAAGAUGGUUUAGUCAUGUUAAUUACCCACUACGAAGAAUUGCUGAAGUGCAGAUUCCUGGAAAGAAUAAGAGAGCAAGACCAAAGAAGACCUGGGAGGAAACGAUAAGGCAGGAUAUGUUGGUAAACAUUGAUAUGAUCCAAGAUAGAAUUGUGUGGAGAAAUGCAAUUAGGGAAGCCGACCCCGAAUAGGGAUAAGGCAAAGAGAAUGAUGAUGAUGGGUAGUUUAUGUAAUGGAAACAGAGCAAAACGGCAGUAUGAAAAACGCUCACUGAUAGACUCAAUAGACAGCGGAAAAUAAAAAGAAUCAUACGGAGGAAUACGAUCGAUAGGGUCGAAAUCCUUUAGAAUGAUAUGCUUUUGUACAUAUUUUAGAUGAGUCGUAAAUAUCUAUAUUCAAUUCUGCAGGCAUUUAGUGCCUUCAGGAAUGGUGUAAGUUCCACAAUGUUAAAUCCUUUCGACAAUCUACUAAAAUUACCAAAUCCCUACUGUAUUUAAGAGUUUUCCCUUUCCCUGUAGUUGAACAUUGAACUUUUUGUAUUUGUAACUGUAAUUAUGUAACAAAUAUUUCCUUAAUGAGAGACGGCUUAACAUUUAAUUUAUUUCAGACGCCACCACCAUCCGUUGACUUACAUUUCUUCCCUUUGGAGUCCUCUGGACGGUCUGUGGUGUACUCUCGUUUGCUGGUAUCCUCUGAAAAUAGACGGGUAUGAAAUGCAAACUGUAGAUUCCCGCAUGUCUAUCAUUUAUCGCUCAGUUUGCCUUGCAAAUUAUAGAAGUCUCGGGUGUCAGAUUGUUACAAGAAUUUUUCUUACCGGCGUAAGAGAUCUGUAGUGCUUCUGUCCUUUAGGUGUCUCUUGGUUUAAAUAUUUUCUUGUUUAUUUAUAUUUAAUAAGUUUAGUGAUGUCAUCUAAUAAAAAAAUUGCGACCUUAUUAUUAAAUAUAUCCCAUGAAAGUGUGUUGACGUAGCAAAAUGGCAUUUUCUAAUACAAAUCUAAAAAUUGUAGUGAUUUUUUAACGAGAGACUGUAAAACAGUUUUGUAGAAUGUAGAAUCUGGCGGUACAGGUAGGAUUGAGCCUCAUUUUUAGCAAGCUGCGUGAGUUUUGGAAGAUUGUAUGCAUGUUCCCCAAAAAAUAUAUCAAAAGUGGCUUACUGCACGUUUAUGACAAUAUUGUUGUAAAGGGGAAACCAAGUUAGUUUUAGUUGAUUAAGAAAACUACAAACCAGUGUGUAAGUAAAGUACGUAAUGUUUUAGUUAAUUUUGUUUUCUUUUUUUGAACUGUUGUAUGUAUAAAAUUUUGGUUGUAUCUAUAUAUUAAGUUUUGUUGUUAAGUGGUUAUUUUUGAGAUUUGUGCCUUCGCGAUAUUUGUAAAAUAAAGAAAAAUUCACCAAAA